Medioppia subpectinata is the source of this 891-nucleotide messenger RNA. The record is from the annotation of a GenBank genome assembly. NCBI's taxonomy places the organism in Eukaryota, Metazoa, Arthropoda, Arachnida, Sarcoptiformes, Oppiidae.
AUGAAAUCGGAUUAUGGUAUAGCCCUAUGGCAAUGGACGCGAGCGCCUGACGACCAAACGAGUGGCAAACAGAUAGCGGUGGAUAUGGACGGCACGUCUACACCUUUGUUACAUCUGUCCAAACUAGAAGUGGGAGUCUAUAAGUUUAUACUGUCGGUGACCGACACCGCCAACCAAAGCUCCAAAGCCGAAGUGCAUGUGUUUGUGAAGCCCGAAAACAAUAGACCUCCGCUGGCCGUCACCCCCCAUGACAUGAAAGUAGUGCUCCCUUUGGAGAACAGUGUUGUUUUAGACGGCACUAAAUCCAGUGACGACACCGGUGUGACCAAAUGGCUUUGGCAACAAUUACACGGUCCGAAAGUGUUGCAAAUAACUAAUGCCAACGAAUCAAAAGCAAACAUAACAAACAAAUUAUUUCCCGGAGAGUAUAGCUUUCAGCUCACCGUUUGGGACACGAAGGGCGCCAACUCUUCAGCACUUUUUAAGCUAACUGUCAUUCAAGCAAAAAAUUCGCCCCCCGUUGCCAAUGGAGGGGGCGAUCGCACGGUCACACUCCCUAUUAGCCAGGUUAUACUAAAUGGUAGCCAAUCCUACGACGACGUGGAGAUAGUGUCGUAUGAGUGGCGGCGGACACAAGAGUCGCUGGCAUUUGGGGAUAUACUGGACAACUCGUCAUACAGUGCUGUGUUGAGACUGACAAACCUGAUUCCCGGUCGAUAUCUAUUCCGACUGACGGUGACUGACAGUCAGGGCUCGCAGGCGUCAGAAGUUGUGUCGCUUAUUGUGAAACCCUCUCACGAUAUGAUGGAUGAAAUCGAGUUAAUACUAAACACUGAUUGCAAAGCAUUCACCACCGAUCAGGAGUGGACUGUAUUGAAGCGUUUGGAGUUA